CACCUCUGAUGUUUCAAUCGUGCUUUGUUGCUUCGGCGGGUGGUACUUUCCUGGCAAGGUUACCAACGCCAGCAUAAUCUGGAUUUGUAGAGGCUCCAGAGCUGAGAUGAUAUAUUUUGAACAACACCACUGUUUGUCUGGAAUCAAAUUCCCGCGACGCCGCACUGGUUGGCCAACGCCACGCCUGUGCACCCCCAUGGAGGUCCCACGGGACAAAUACACUUACUGCUGCGACAGCUGUAGGAUCGAACUCUGCGAGCCGGUUGGGUUGCCGAACUAGGGCGCCGAGUCACGCUGCUGCUUCCUGGCCCAGGCAAUGCUGGGGCUUCGUAUGAAGGCGAGGCCUCAGCCAUGCAAGCGGCGGCCGUGCGAGAGAUCGCUGCACGUCGGCCGUCGGCGACGGCAGCGCAGGCCACAGGAGGGCGCUGGCGGCCUGGCCGUCUCGGAGGCCGCCGCCGCACAUGGGUCUUCCGGCGCGGAGCAGCGGCGACGACGUGCUAGGAGACAGUUCAUUCGGCUCCCGACGUGGGGUGUAGCGCUUGCCAUUCUCACUGUAAGGCGGCUUCUGGCCGCUGCUCAGUACCUCACGUGUGAAGAGCUCCACGAGCUGCUCGUGCACUGGCCGACAAGAACUCCCGAUGGCACUGCAAGUUGGACUGUGCACAAACGACUUCCCAUACUACUGCGUCACAAUACAUGGGUGCACUUUCAUUUGCAAAUGCAGCCGGCAUACUGCUGGGCGCGGCUUCGGCGAAAACUCUGGAAGCCGAGCGCAGCUGGCUUGCAUGGCUCAAAUGUGCGUGCUCCACCCUGCCUGCUUGAAUGCGUCAUGCCCGUCAUGAUGAUGCAUGUGCACAAGCAGACAAAUAAUGCCAGGGUGGCAACUGCAAUAAUGAUGAUUAGUGGUACGGCACAGCAUUGGCAUGCACAUCCUCCACUUGCGUGCAAGCCGCUCUCAACGGACUGGCGAUUCGGGCCACCCGGAAUGUCUUGCUACCGGCCUCUUAUUAGGCCGUAGACUUAUAAGCUGGCAGUCCGCCGUUACACGUUCUGAAUAAUUGUCCAACCCGAAUGAGCAUCAACACGUAUCUCGGUGGUCUGCUCAUCACCUAUUGUUGUGAAGGUGUGUUGUGCAACAACGCGCGCAAAAAAAACACGAUAUGAUUAUCAACAUCGUGCACAUGCGAAACGGGGCGCCUGACUAAAACAAUGCAUCUAACAUAAUAUUCCUGCGGCGUGCAAAAACUCUGGAACACCCCGGCUGAAAUCCAUGAUGUCCAGGUCGUCAAACUGAGAAGGUUUGGAGAUUGUCUCGUCGUCGGGGCCGUUGGAUUACUGGCUUGUCGCACAAGCAGGCAAUGUUGUUUCAACAGAUGGCUUCGAUGCCUGGCGCGCCGUUUAAGACGAUACCAAAUAUUGAAUCCAGUACUUAAGACCCUCCUCCAGCCGAAACACACAGACCAUCCGAAGGCACCCUCCCCAGAAUGCACAAGAACAUCCAACACACACGAAGAACAC
Messenger RNA from Prorocentrum cordatum, 1518 nucleotides. The record is from the annotation of a GenBank genome assembly. NCBI's taxonomy places the organism in Eukaryota, Dinophyceae, Prorocentrales, Prorocentraceae.